UUCGCCGCUGCUGCCGCGAUCCCAAUUUAACGGCUCUAGUAUUGAAAAACUAAAUGAAGGCAAACUCGAGGAAUGGCUUCGAUCCACCGCCACUCUAUCUUUUUCUCACGUCAAAAAAAAAAGAGUAAGCGACAA
Messenger RNA from Dentiscutata erythropus, 135 nucleotides. The record is from the annotation of a GenBank genome assembly. NCBI's taxonomy places the organism in Eukaryota, Fungi, Glomeromycota, Glomeromycetes, Diversisporales, Gigasporaceae.